This is a messenger RNA of Lindgomyces ingoldianus, 597 nucleotides long. RefSeq lists its product as uncharacterized. Lineage: Eukaryota; Fungi; Ascomycota; Dothideomycetes; Pleosporales; Lindgomycetaceae. The transcript has 11 exons. The record is from RefSeq and is a predicted model, not a curated record. Bases 1 to 597 code for a protein of 198 amino acids.
AUGUCUUUCUUCUGUUACGGCCUGACUACCUGUGGGGUCGUCUGGAUUGCAGUCGUAUAUGUACUUGUUGCUAAGAGCACCUUUGCUCUCUGUGCUCUCACAGUUCUUACUAGCUUGCUUCUGUGCUACCUCGUAGUUGCCUACAUGACUAGUCUCGCGCUGCCUGCGAGCCUCCUACUCGCGUUGUCCUUAACGUUCGUAGUUCUUCUGCCCGUUCACACGCUUUCUUGUCCUGAGUCUACUGGUAGACUGCUCUUCUUCUUCCUUUCUAUUUCUGCUCUUCUUCUAACUAUGCUGAAGGUUUGCUUAGCGCGUAAGAGUCGUUGUGUUCUAGACAUUUCGUCUAGACGUUGUUUAGAGUGCACUGCGAAGAACUGCGACCUUAACCGUCGUUCUAAGGACUACGACGAAGCAGUAGCUGCUGCUGACCACAGAUUAAGGACGCUGCCUGUCGUUAAAUUGCUUACGCCUGUUAGACCGCUGAGGCAGCUCUUCCUAGCUCAGCGCUGGGUUGCGUACCAAAAACUCUACGUUUUAGAACGCAACGAAGACGCUGCUAUUGAGGAGCUAAACGUCUUAACGCUCUUCUUGCAAUGA